Molecule: messenger RNA, 2436 nt
Organism: Neopsephotus bourkii (Bourke's parrot)
Lineage: Eukaryota; Metazoa; Chordata; Aves; Psittaciformes; Psittacidae
Gene: UBE2G2
Product: ubiquitin conjugating enzyme E2 G2
Exons: 6
Coding region: 133-630 (165 amino acids)
Cellular component (GO): cytosol; endoplasmic reticulum
Source: RefSeq, a predicted model, not a curated record
UGCGCAUGCCCAUCUCUAGCGCUCGGAGGACCAAGUGCGUACCAUAGAGGAGGAGCGGGCAGCCGAUCAGUCUCAAACCGUCCUUUCUAGCCGGCCUCCCGGAAACGGCGGUGGCAGCGGCGGGGCCGCGCCAUGGCGGGGACGGCGCUGAAGCGGUUGAUGGCCGAGUACAAGCAGCUGACCCUGAACCCACCCGAGGGGAUUGUAGCAGGUCCUGUGAAUGAAGAGAACUUCUUUGAAUGGGAAGCUCUGAUUAUGGGUCCAGAAGACACCUGUUUCGAGUAUGGGGUGUUCCCUGCUGUUCUGAGCUUCCCACUCGACUACCCAUUAAGUCCUCCGAAGAUGAGGUUCACAUGUGAGAUGUUCCAUCCAAACAUUUACCCAGAUGGGAGAGUUUGCAUCUCUAUUCUUCAUGCUCCUGGGGAUGAUCCCAUGGGAUAUGAAAGCAGUGCUGAGCGGUGGAGUCCCGUGCAGAGUGUGGAAAAGAUCCUCUUGUCAGUUGUUAGCAUGCUGGCAGAGCCAAAUGAUGAAAGUGGAGCCAAUGUAGAUGCCUCCAAGAUGUGGCGGGAAGACAGAGAACAGUUUAACAAAAUUGCCAAGCAGAUUGUGCAGAAGUCACUUGGACUUUAAGCUCACAAAGAGACUGAAGUGUUUUGUAUUCCUCUCCACCUGAAAAUGAGCAGUGCUCAGUGCUGGAACCAAAAAGAAAAACUUUGCAAAGCUAUCGGCCUAAUUCUUCUUAUCAUUUGUUAUUUAUUUACCAUCUCUUUUCUUCUUCCACUGCUCCAGAGAAGCCUCUGGUUCACACACUGCAUUGUAUGCAAGAGGAAUUUAAUACUAGGGGAAAAUAUAGAGACAAUGCUAUUUCAAAGGCUGCUUGUUGCUACCUCACUUUAUGAUAUGGUAAGCUUGGAGACUUCGCAAUCUGCAGCCCACCUUUGCCAACCUGCUGUUUGAGAACAGUGCUGGUUUGAAUCACUUGCUGGAAGAAUUAGUUGUAUGUUUUUAUAGGUAGCAUUGCAUCUGGAGCACCAGUAGACAGGAAAUGAUCAGGCAAUUUUAUGAUACUUGUUAAGGACAGCAUUUGCAGUCAGAACUUACAUGAAGAGUAUAGUUAGGAAGAGAGGCUAUAAAACAAGGUUAUAGUCAGGAUGUAUUUGGAAAGAAAGUGAUUGUGCAGCAUGUAACUGUAAGAGAAGAUUUAGGGAGUUGUCAGUGACUGACUGGGAGUCCCCUGUAACACUGUGAGUUUGUAUUGACCCUUUGAGUCAGUGUCUGCUUGGAAAGAAAUCCCAAGAGCUGCUUUAUUACUCCUUAAAAGCACUCAGUUGUAAACUUUGCAUUCAAUUAGAGGUGCAAGAUAUGAAGUCUGGAUUCUUAAACACUUUUGGUCACCAUGGGCAAGGUAGGUCAUUGGCAGCCUGAAAAUCCAGUGAGAAUGUGUCUGCUCCGCUGGACAUAUAAUAAUAUCUGCAAUGUCAGCUCCUCUUCUGUUGACAUUUGGGUGUUGAGAGGAUAAGGCACUACUGGCCUUUGCCAUUACAGCCCAGGUCACCUGUUCUUAAGUUCAAUGGAGAUGAAGGUGAUGAAUUUUAUAAAAAUUAACUGUAAUACUGCUUUAUGCUGCCUGCAGUGUGCAUUUAAAUAUGAGUCAGAGAAGACACCGAUAGUGUUUGCUAGAGGAUGGGAGAUGCAGGCUUUGAACUGCAGAAUAUUGUAGCCGACCACUGGUGUGGAGCAUGCAGCAAAAAUCCAGCUGCGAGGAUCAGUUUGUAGAGAUGCUUAGAGGCCACUGGUGACUUCUGUGCUUUGCAAGUGAAUUUAUUAUGUAGGUCCAAUUCUUCUUCAAUUUACUACAAGCAGUAGCACACCCCACUGGUGUGUGUGACAUGGAAGGAGUCCACCAUAGAGAGAGCUUUACAGAGGCGAUCGUGUGUUUGCACCUGGGUGCAACUCGUCAGUAUUUAUGCCUUGCAGUCUGUGCUGCAUGUUCACAUGCUGCAGAUCACAGUAUGCCAUCGUUCUGCACCUCUGAAGUUUGUAUUGCCACAACUUGCUGAUUUUACCUCCUUGUAGAAGUAAUUCUUGCUUUGGUGUAAGGGUGGGAGGGGGACUUGACAUAGUUUGGGAGCAGAAGUGAUGAAAUAGUGUUGUACCUAACUAGUAUUUCAAGGUAUACAGGAAAAUGUAGCACUUCUAUGCAACCAUUGUUUGAAUUGUAGUGGAUGGAGUAUUGCUCCUGGGAGUACUGCAGCUGCUUUUGGAAGUGGUGCUGGAGAGCUGUGAGCACCACACAGCAAACGAUGGGUUCCACAGAUAUGGCAGAUGUGGGCUUUCUUAAGUGCAGAGUAUUCUAUUCACAUGUGCUCUCUCAUUAUUUUAUGGUGGGAUUUAGUCUGUAUACUGAAAAUAAAGUGAUUAUAUUUUCUCCUUUCA